Molecule: messenger RNA, 8205 nt
Organism: Microcebus murinus (gray mouse lemur)
Lineage: Eukaryota; Metazoa; Chordata; Mammalia; Primates; Cheirogaleidae
Source: RefSeq, a predicted model, not a curated record
CGCCACAGAGAACUCGAGAGGGGACCCCGGGGAGGCCAUGGGCCCUCGGCGCCUCCUGUUGGUUGGGGAGGGGAAUUUCUCCUUCGCCGCUGCUCUGAGCAGUACCCUGGAUCCGAGCACUAGUCUAACCGCCACUUGCCUCCCGAACCUGGUCGAUUUGGCCCGGGACCCAGUGGCCCGGGAGAAUCUGCAGCGCCUGCGCGAGCGAGGUGCUGAGGUACGUUUCGGUGUGGACUGCACCCGACUGGCAGGUGCCUUUGAACUGCACGACAGGAGGUUUGAUCGAAUUUAUUUCAACUUUCCACACUGUGGACGCAAAGCUGGAGUAGCUAAGAACAGGGAACUGCUUGCAAAGUUUUUCCAGAGCUGUGCAGAUGUUCUUGCAGAGGAAGGAGAAGUCCAUGUGGCAUUGUGUAGAGGACAAGGUGGGACUCCUGCUGAUAAGCCCCAGAGAGAAUGGCACAACAGUUGGCAAGUUGUUGCCAUGGCAGCUCUAGGGGGGUUCAUUUUAAGUGAUGUGCAUCCCUUCAGCUGUGAGGCUGUGCCAGGGUACAAAUGCACUGGAUAUAGGAGUCAAGAUAAGUCCUUUCAUGUAGAAGGUGCUUUGAAUCAUAUCUUCACCCGGAGCUUACCGCUUGAAUGUUCUCAACCCAGAAUCUUCAGGAUCAAACUAGGUGACCAGUGGUUUUCCUUUCCAGAACCAGAAGCACUUGUAGGAAAGUUGAACAGGGGUUUCCUGGAAGCACCUUCAUGUCAUCCUAUCAAAAUCAUAAAUGAGAAACUCAUUGCUGAAUUGGGCAAAACUUUCCCUCUAAAAAGGCUGAAGUGUUCCUUCCCCUUGCUGCUCCAAGAAGACACCAGUGUUCUCCCUUCAUGGAACUGUGACAUUCUGUCAACUGCCUUUUGGAUUAAUCUCCGUGAACAUAACUCCAAUUCUGAGUCCCCAGAUGGUGGGACAACACAAGAUAUGGAGGACUUUUUAGUAUCAUUUUCACAACUUAGCCUUCCCAAGGGUCCUGGAAGAGACGAUGAAGAAGAAGCUUAUGAAGGAAUCUGUGGCCAGACCAAGGUCUGCCUUAGACCUUCUCUCCUAGUUCACAUUCAGGCUGUCAUCCAAGCACCAGACUUCCUCCCAGGUUCACUGCACAUCCUCAGUGGACCUGUCUUUCAGAAGUGCCACAUUUUGCCUUUUACAAUGCCAGUAUUUCAUGAGAUUUUACUUAUCCUUGGGUUGAACCAAAAUCUGAAGGAUGGUUGUCUUCAGUCACUACUGGAUCACCUGAAGGGCAUUCUGGAUAGCCUUCUGACCCAGAAAAUGCUGGAGGACUCUAAGUUAUCUGGGAACAAAGCAGGACAAGUCUGGGCACCUGAAGGAUCUACUGCUUUCAAGUGCCUGCUUUCAGCAAGGUUAUGUGCUGCUCUCCUGAGCAACAUCUCUGACUGUGAUGAAACAUUCAACUACUGGGAACCAACACACUACCUCAUCUAUGGGGAGGGGUUUCAGACUUGGGAAUAUUCCCCGGCGUAUGCCAUUCGCUCCUAUGCUUACCUGUUGCUUCAUGCCUGGCCAGCUGCAUUUCAUGCAAGAAUUCUACAAACUAAUAAGAUUCUUGUCUUUUACUUUUUGCGAUGUCUCCUGGCAUUUGUGAGCUGUAUUUGUGAACUUUACUUUUACAAGGCUGUCUGCAAGAAAUUUGGGCUGCAUGUGAGUCGAAUGAUGCUGGCCUUCUUGGUUCUCAGUACUGGCAUGUUUUGCUCAUCAUCAGCAUUCCUUCCUAGUAGCUUCUGUAUGUACACUACAUUGAUAGCCAUGACUGGAUGGUAUAUGGACAAGACUUCCGUUGCUGUGCUGGGAGUAGCAGCUGGGGCCAUCUUAGGCUGGCCAUUCAGUGCGGCCCUUGGUUUGCCCAUCGCCUUUGAUUUGCUGAUCAUGAAACACAGGUGGAAGAGUUUCUUUCAUUGGUCACUGGUGGCCCUAAUUCUCUUUCUGGUGCCUGUGGUGGUCAUUGACAGCUACUAUUAUGGGAAGUUGGUGAUUGCACCACUCAACAUUGUUUUGUAUAAUGUCUUUACUCCUCAUGGACCUGAUCUUUAUGGUACAGAAUCAUGGUAUUUCUAUUUAAUUAAUGGAUUUCUGAAUUUCAACAUAGCGUUUGCUUUGGCUCUCCUGGUUUUGCCUCUGACUUCUCUUAUGGAAUACCUGCUGCAGAGAUUUCAUGUUCAGAAUUUAGGCCACCCAUAUUGGCUUACCUUGGCUCCAAUGUAUAUUUGGUUUAUAAUUUUCUUCAUCCAGCCUCACAAAGAGGAGAGAUUUCUUUUCCCUGUAUAUCCACUUAUAUGUCUCUGUGGCGCUGUGGCUCUUUCUGCACUUCAGAAAUGUUAUCACUUUGUGUUUCAACGAUACCGCCUAGAGCACUAUACUGUGACGUCAAAUUGGCUGGCAUUAGGAACCGUCUUCCUGUUUGGGCUUUUAUCAUUUUCUCGCUCCGUGGCACUGUUCAGAGGAUAUCAUGGGCCCCUUGAUUUGUAUCCAGAAUUUUACCGAAUUGCUACAGACCCAACCAUCCACACUGUCCCAGAAGGCAGACCUGUGAAUGUCUGUGUAGGAAAAGAGUGGUAUCGGUUUCCCAGCAGCUUCCUUUUGCCUGAUAAUUGGCAGCUUCAGUUCAUUCCAUCAGAGUUCAGAGGCCAGUUACCAAAACCUUUUGCAGAGGGACCCCUGGCCACCCGGAUUGUUCCAACCCACAUGAAUGACCAGAACCUAGAAGAGCCAUCCAGAUAUAUCAACAUCAGUAAAUGCCAUUAUUUAGUGGAUUUGGAUACCAUGAGAGAAACACCCUUGGAGCCAAACUAUUCAUCCAAUAGAGAAGAAUGGAUCAGCUUGGCCUACAGACCAUUCCUUGAUGCUUCUAGAUCUUCAAAGCUGCUGCGGGCAUUCUAUGUUCCCUUCCUGUCAGAUCAGUAUACAGUAUAUGCAAACUACACCAUCCUCAAGCCCCGGAAACCAAAGCAAAUAAGGAAGAAAAGCGGAGACCAACAACCAUGGAUUCCAGACAUUACCUGCCUUUAGAAGUGCUCUCUUUGGCCUUCGUUGUCAUGCGGAAACAGUAUUUGGCAGUUGGCACCCUUAGCCUUUGAUUCGUCAUUUUAAAUCACAAAUCCCAAGUUGCCGAACAAGAAGGGUGUGUUUUUGGUUUGUUUGCUAGCUUCUUCAGCAGCACAGGACUAAAUGCUGAAGAAAUUGUUACCUAUAAAGCAGCAAUUCUCAAACAGAGCUACACGAUGCAGUCAUUUGGGGAUCCUUUAAAAAAUUGCCACUGUCUGUUUAACCCUUCAGGAAUUCUGAGUUGGUAGCUCAGGAUAGGCCCAGACAUCAUUAUUUUUUUAAAAACUCUCUAGGCGACUUAUCGGAUACAUAGCUAGAGUUAAACACCACUGCUCUUGAUAAAGACUGAGUGGCAAACAAUCACACCAAAGAUCAAAGACUAUUAAGCAGGCAAAAUGUUUGCUGUCUUUUUCUAAUUAUGACCCUGGUACCCCUGGUUACCCAGGCCUUCAGCCAGGCCUCUUCCCCUCCAUAGACCUUUUUCUCUGCUUACUUGGGCCUAUCAAACUCACUUGCUGUAUCUCCCAUUCCCUUUGGGCCCGGCUUUCCAGGAAACGAUUAACUAAUAUGGUACUGAAGUACACUAAUGGAUGUUAAUAAUUUACUGUAGUUCUCUUCCCAUUGAUUCAUCUCAGUAAAUUGAGUGAUAACACAUGUGGGGAAAAAAGAAUAAAUGACUAUAAUUUUGGCAAUUUCAGACUUACUCAGUGCCAUUUUAUUGGUAUAUUUAUUAGGUGGGAGGAGAAAAUUUGAGCAGGCAGACCCAACCUUCAGGAAGAACCUGGUCUUCAAUUCAGUGCUAUUGCUUGGUACUGCUUGGCCUACUCAGGUAAGGACCUGUGUCUGUGUUGAGUAGGACAAUGGAAAAAAAAGUGUGUGUGUGGGUACUAAGCCCUCCUGCUGCAGGACACACUGGGGGAGCCUGCUUUGUGUGUUUUAAAAAAUAUAUUUAACUGUUUAUUUGAGACAAGCAAAGUGAAGACCAUACUUCACCUUUGUUAUUCUACCUCUGUCUUCUGCAGACAGAGCCUCUCUGGAGCUGCUGCCACUACCUCAGCCAUGAGAGCAAAGGUUAAUCUCAUUUUGAGAGAAAUGGCCCGAAAUGUACUCAGUCAACCAACAAGAAGACACCACGUACACUAUUCAGGAGUUGGUCUCACCUCUUUCUUGUCUCCCUGUUAACAAUAUGUCUCUAAGCCUCUCUGAUAUUUCCUAUAAUGUGUUCCCAUUUUUUUCUUGCCAGUGAAGUAUUUGCAAAGAUAUGUAGAAAAGGAGGCUGGUUUUUCGGUGCUACAUUUAUAAAAGAAUCUUAGGAAUUUUUUUUAAUUCAGCCUUUUCCUUGGGUCUUUUUCUAUAUUUGUGUUCUCACAGUCUUUGAUUACUAGAGAUAGUCUAGAAAAUAGCACCAAAGUUUAAAUUUGUUGCCAUGUUUUUUUUUUUUCUUUCGUUCUUUUGGUUUUGUUUUACUCCCAAGUAUCACUACCUCUGACAAUUUAAGGCAACCUUAUCUGCCAUACCAUUCUAGAGGCUUCCCUCAUGCCCAGCAGAGGGCAUCCUAUUCUCACUAAACAUUUCAGAGCUCCUGUCUCUCCAGCAGCUUUCAGUAUUUGUUGUGUUCUUGGUGUAAUUCCAGUGUACAUUGAAAUACCUUAGUUGCAUUUCUUUGGAAUUUUGCACUCUACUAUUGCACCAUAUUGCACUCUACUAUUACUAUAAUGCAAAAAUUUCCUGGAAAAAACUAUGUCCAUAACUACCAGGGCAUGACUUGUCCAUCACAACAAUGAUUCCCUGAUUGGUAGACGAUUCACAAGUCAAUUCUCAGUUGAUUUCAGUUCUAUUUGUCAUGACUUUGAUUGUAUUCUUAGGUAAUAAAAGAUACGCGUUUGAGUGAGAAGAGGAAGCAGCUACUCUUAGGGGCAAUUGCCCUUUGUCCAUUUUCAAUAUUCUAAAUAUGUGCAAACCACAUCACAUGCACAGUUUGAACUUUACCUCUGCUAACUUAUUGAUAUUGUCAAAGACAACCACCCCAAAAUAUGAAGGUCCAGGGUUCUACCCUUCAAAUGCUAACAAAUUAUCCACAACACUGUAGCCCAAGGGACAGUAAUAGCAUUUAGCAGGGCCUGAGCCUUGUAAAGUAAAAGGCUUUAGAAUGCCUUUGACUGCACUUGGGAUGAAAAGCAAGCAUUUGCAGAAGGAAGUAUAAUUUGCAUUUUAAAAGUAUAGGAUAACCACCUAGGCAGAUUUGGGCCUUAAGGAAUAGACAAGGUACAGCCUAUCAGAUACAGAAGAGGAUUCCCUUCUCCAUAUGUGUGACACCUGAUACCCUCUUUUGAGCUCAGUCUCUGAAACUUGGGACUGUAUGGAUUUUGCAUUGGUAUCUUUUUCUGUUGGUUUUGUUUUGUUUUAUAUACCAUCUACAUUGUCAGAUUUGCUUUGUGAGAAAUAAUAUGAAUAACAGCUAAUGCUUAUUAAGUAUUUAUUAUAGGCCAGGAAUGAAUUGCUUUUUCUUCAUAGUCCUUACAACAACCUUAUGAGGUUGAUAACUAUUAUUAACCUCUUUUUAUAAAUGGGAAAACUGAGGCUUGGAGAUGUUAUUAAGUGUCUUGCCCAAGGUCAUCUGAAUAUAAAAUUGUUGACCCGAGAUUCAAACCUAAACAGUGACUUCAGAGCCUCUCUUUAAACCAUGACCUUACAUUCCCUAUUUCAUGACCUCUUUGAAGUCCACAGUCAUUAACCUCCUUUUUUGGAUGUUACGUUGGGGAAUCUAGAAGGAUUUUAUCGGCAGAGAUGAGAGCAGGAUCUAGUUAAAGUUGUUUCACUUUUUUUUUUUUUAAUCACCUUUUUAAUCUGCUUCCAGUAACCACAGCCUGGAGGUUGUCCUAGUAGAACAGAGUGUGCAGAUAGUACAUUCAGUCUUUGCAGGAGCUUUUCAUGAACACUGUGGGCUCCCAGUUAAUUUUAAUCACAUAGCUAGAUCAGAGAGGGAGCUGAUUUCCUGAAGUCCUAGAAGUUAGUGGAAAUUCCGGUCUCUGAUUACAGUCCCAGCUGGAUUUCUGCCAGAUGUGAAUGGCGUGUCCAGGGGAUCUUGGCCCUGGUCCUUUCUUACUCUUGUGACUUUUCUCCUGACAGUUCUUCUGCUGGGCAGAUCAGAAAACAAAGUAGGAAAGAAUACCAUCUUCAAGGGGGACCACAGGCAAAAGCUUUCAGGGGAGCAGAAAUAUUUUAAAUAAGCCUUGCUUUUGCUAAAUCAAGCCUCUGUCUAGCUGGAUCCUGGGGACAGUGUGCCCAGCUGCUGAAAGCUACUACUUAUGUUGGCUAGGUCUAGUACAAGAUAUGGUGAUAAGAGGCUUACAAAAAUAAGAGAGAGGAAGGAAAUCUGGACUCUAUAGACCCUGUGGACAUAGCAGGGCUAGACAGAGAAUAACUGGGCAAAAGGAGCCUAUUAUACACACUUAUGGAUGCCACAGGAAAGGCCAGCCAGGAGGAGGCAGAGUACAGUUUGUUUCAAUAGAUAAUAAUCUCCAUGGUUCAAAAUUCAAAAAGCCUAAAUGCAAUGUGUUAUCCUGGAGUGGGUCCUGCAACAGCAAAAGGACAUUAAUGGAAAAAUUUGAAUAAAAUCUGGAGUUGAACAAAUAGUAAAACAAAACAAACAAAUGAACAAAAACAAAGCACAAAUGCAUAUACUGUACAUUUCAAAAUAUUUCCUUUCCAUCUCUGUUCUCCAAGUACCCAGUUACCUUGCUAAUGAACCAAUGUUAUUAGUUGUGAGCAUCCUUCUAGAGAUUUUUUAAUACAUAUCCAAGUGCAUGUGUGUGCAUUAUAUUUUAUACAAAUGGUACGGUACUAUUACACACUCCCUUGAAAAUGGUAUUCUUUCCUGCUUCCUUUUCUGUUCUGGCCCUUGCUUUAAAAAAAAUUUUUUUAAGAUAAUUUUAAUAUUAGCCAUUUGGAAACAAUCUGUCAUUUCUGAACAUUUUCAGCUUUAAGUAAACCUGCAACUUUAAUAACACUGUAUACCUUGCUCUUUCACUUAACACUGUUAACAAAGGGUUUUUGUUGAGUGGUGUAUAGCAUCUGGCAAGAUAACCAGGGGUUCUGUCCUGAGAGCAUUAGAGCCCAUUUGAGUCUCAGGACUCAAAGGCCUGAGACUUUUGAGAGAAGUCACCAUGCCUGUUUGAUCUUCAGGUUUGCCAUAACUUAAAACCUACCCCUGUAGCUAGGGGAAGUACUAAUUCUGACUGCUGUUCUUGGGGAAUUGGGGGCCUACACACUUUGAGCAGAGAUCUUCAGAUAUUUUCUUUUUGUGUUUGGCAUGGGCACCAGAUUCAGUGAGCCCUUGACAAUAAAUAAUUCAACUUCUAAUAUUUGCAUAGUGCUUUCCAUUGACAAAGCACUUUACCAGAUGGAUCUCAACUCCUCACAACUCCGAGAGGUAAAACCUCUCUUUUACCAGUGUAAAAAAAUCUUCUGGAGUCAGGUCUUUUGGCUCUAAAUCUUGUACUCCUUUCAUUCUUUCACGCUGGUCCUCUCUGUUGCCAAAGCUCAAUUGAUUGGAAUGUUUUCUUAUCUGCUCCUACUUCCUCAGUAGAUAAUAAUUCAUCAUGGCUAACAUUUGAGGGCUGUCUUUUGCCAGGCACUAACUAAGUACAUUAUAUGAAUUAUUUAAUCUUCUUGACAACCACAUGAGUAAGCUUGGCAGCCCCACUCUGUAGAUAUAGAAACCAAAAUUCAGAGAGGAUAAGUUAUUUGCCCAAAGUUACGCAGCUAGUAAUUGGUAGAGGUGGGAUUUCAAUCUACAUCUUCCUGACUCCAGGGAAUACUCUCCUCUCUUAACCAUUAUAUGUACUGUUCUGAACCAGAACUGACUGUCCUAUUUCUUUGAUUUGCUCUUCCCAAGAAUUCAAGCAAAGUUUUGCUUUGGAAAUCCAAUACCUUCUUUUAUAUAUAGUGAGAAGCUGUGGAAUGGAGGUAGGGUAUGAAGCAGGGGUUAGCAAUAAUCCCUGAUCAUGAGUUCUACGGCUGCUUCUGAUUUACUAUGUGACUUCAGGUAGAGCUUCUUUCUUUUUGUCAGAGUAUUUUUUUUUUUUUUUUUGAGACAG